Messenger RNA from Eurypyga helias (sunbittern), 630 nucleotides. RefSeq names its product Smad nuclear interacting protein 1 (gene SNIP1). Gene Ontology annotation, cellular component: nucleus. The transcript has a single exon. NCBI's taxonomy places the organism in Eukaryota, Metazoa, Chordata, Aves, Eurypygiformes, Eurypygidae. The annotation marks the transcript as partial. Gene Ontology annotation, molecular function: mRNA binding; protein binding. The record is from RefSeq and is a predicted model, not a curated record. Gene Ontology annotation, biological process: miRNA processing.
GAGCGAGAUGAUCAUUGUCGUAGAGGAAACGAGGAGCGAAAGCAGAGAUACCCAUCAGAACAAGAGCACAGGAGAGAGAGGAGUGGUGACAGAGAUCGACACAGAGACCACUCGGACAGGAGGAAGAAUCCAACUGAAAGGCCUGGAGUUCGAGGCCACGAACGAGAGAGGGAUGUUCAGAACAUCCGCGAGCAGCAAGCAGAGAGGGAGUUUUACAACGAGAGAAGACGAGAGCAUCGACAAAAUAACGAAGGCGGUGGUGCUCACCCGAAUCCAGAACUCGGGCAGUCUGAUAACAAACCCAAAGAAAAAGCUGCUGUAAAGAAAGAGAAGCCAAGCUUUGAACUGUCUGGUGCGCUUCUAGAGGAUACCAACACCUUCCGAGGUGUUGUGAUUAAGUACAGCGAGCCCCCCGAAGCUCGGAUUCCAAAGAAGCGAUGGCGCCUCUAUCCUUUCAAGAACGAUGAGUUUCUCCCGGUCAUGUACAUCCACAGGCAGAGUGCUUAUCUUCUGGGCAGGCACCGCAGGAUCGCCGAUAUUCCCAUCGACCACCCCUCCUGCUCAAAGCAGCACGCUGUGUUUCAGUACCGGUACGUAUUGCUCUGCCUGCAGCUGAAACGGGAUCACGCA